Messenger RNA from Helicoverpa zea (corn earworm), 1168 nucleotides. Its product is annotated as valacyclovir hydrolase. The transcript has 5 exons. The record is from RefSeq and is a predicted model, not a curated record. The coding region runs from base 213 to 1064 and encodes 283 amino acids. Lineage: Eukaryota; Metazoa; Arthropoda; Insecta; Lepidoptera; Noctuidae.
GCAUUCGACAGUGACAUAGGUGACAACUUGUUUACUCGUCUCUUAUCAUUGUUAUCAAAUUUGAAUGUUAACCUUUAUUUUUAUUACUGUUUAUUGUAUUUAAUCGUCAAUUAUGAAGUGAUAACAGCAGUGGAUAACAAUAUAAUUAACCGUUGCUGUCAAAGAAAUACCUGAAACGUUGCGGAGCAUCGUAAUUUACUUCUGAAGUAAUCAUGUUAAUAAUGCUAAGGAAAAUUACUUCCCCGCUUUCUAAUUUAAGUAAAAAUGCCUGUCGAGCUCUCUCUUCGUCUUCUGCUCCUAAGGAGGAGAAAAUAAAAGUAAAAAACUGUGAUAUUAACUAUGUAAAAGUUGGUAAUGGAGCUCACCAUGCUCUCUUCUUGCCUGGGGCGUUAGGCACAAUAUGGACUGAAGGGAAACCUCAGAUAGAAGGGUUUGAUCGCGAGAAGUUCACUUUAGUAACUUGGGAUCCUCCUGGUUAUGGCAAAAGCAGGCCACCGGAAAAAGAAUUUACUACAGACUUCUAUGAAAAAGAUGCAGAGAUGGCUUUUGAGUUCAUGAAGGCUUUGAAAGUUCCCAAGUACUCUGUGAUGGGGUUCAGUGAUGGUGGGAUCACAGGUUUGAUCCAUGCUGCCAAAUACCCAGAUUCUGUCACAAAACUGGUUGUCUGGGGCACCAACUCUUUUAUAUUGCCCAUUGAACUGGAAAUGUAUAAGAAAAUUAGGGAUAUAAAUUCAUGGUCAAAAAGAAUGAGGGAGCCUCUAAUUGAGAUUUAUGGAGAGCAACUGUUUGCCAGAUACUGGGCAGCCUGGGUAGAUGGCAUGGAAGCUAUUUACAAUGCUAAGAAUGGCAACAUUUGUAAUGAACUACUGAAGAAUAUUAAAUGCCCAACUUACAUACUGUAUGGACAGAAGGAUCCCCUAGUAGACAGUGUGCAUGCUUCUCACUUGCACACAAACAUUGAUAAUUCUAGGAUACAUCUGUACCCAGAAGGCAAACAUCACAUUCAUUUGAAGUAUGCUGAAGAUUUUAACAAGAGAGUGCAAGAAUUCUUACUGAAACCAUAAACCUAUACCUGCAGCUAUUGUAUUUACUGUAGAUAACAAUGUAUUACAGUAUUUUACAUUAUUGGAAUUUGUACAAAGGAUUCGAAAGAAAAAAUUAACAAAAA